GAAGUGGUUUGCAAAUGGCGGUUGUGUUGAAAGUCUAAACAUUGCUGCCAAGGUUGAGGUAAAGUGUCUGUGUUGAUAUCAAGAGUGGUGGCAGUGCUGUGAUGGCAGAGUCUGCGGAUAAAGAAAACCAUUCCCUGCAGGAGAUGCAAGUGGAACAAGAUGAUGCCAGCAUGAGUCAGAAAGCAGUGCAGCCUGAGAAAAUGCUGAAAGGGAGCUCUGAAAAAUUGAAAACUUCACCUCAGAAGAAAAAGAAGAAGAAAAACACCCCAAAGAAACAGAUUUCUGACAGCACUGAGAAAGAAACUCCUACAGAAGGUGGAGAUACAGCAGCAAAUACAGAAGGUGAAGGAGCCAGAGAAGUAGAAGGCCAUGAAGCAUCUACAGAAUUGUCAAAGGCAGCAGAAUCUGUUGAAGACAUUGGAGAUGCAGAAGUCUUAAACUUGGGUAACCUAGCAGAUCUUGAUGGUCCAGGAAGAAACCGUUUAUUUGAGAGGGGCAGGCAGUAUGAAGACAAUGGUAAAGCACAGCUGGCUUUGAAGUGUUACCUAGGCUGUUUGACUGGCCUGGAGGAGGGGAGCGGGUUCACAUACUUACCACAGUGUCUCCAUAGUGUGGCUGAUGUUUAUUUUAAAAAAGAAGAAUAUGAAAAAGCUAUUCAGUUUAUACAAGCUGAGAAAAUGUAUUAUGAGAGUGCCUUAAUUGACACCAUGGGGUUGGAGAAGAGGGUUGAGGACAGAAAGAAGGAGAAGGAGUCGGGAGAUACCUCACCGCCUGACACUGGAGAAGAAAGCCUUGAUGCUUUGAGAGCCACAGAAUAUGAAGAGUUGUCAAAACUGUGUCUGGAGAGAGAUCAGCCAAGGCUAGCUUUGGAUUACAUUGCCAAGGCAACCAAGCUGAGGCAGCAGGUAUUUGGGGAGCAGCAUCCUAUCACUGUGAAAAGUUUAGAUUUCUUCACUGUUGUCUAUGCAGAGGUUGGAAAGCAGCAGUAUAAAGAAUCUCUGCAGAAGCACACUGACAGGGCAGUGUCACCAGGUGAGGGUGGAGAUGCAGAUCCCACUCCUAUUUCAGAGCCAGCUUCAAUAUUGAGACGAAGGAAAUUCACUACUGAUUCCGGUCUGGCAGAAAAACUCAAAAGAGAAGUUAGUUUUGAGGAAAUGAGAAGAAGAGACAAGGAAGAUGAGGAGUGGAUCUCUAUGACUCUGUUAUGGAUAUUCUUAGGAGUAUUAAGUAUUAUGCUUGUGGUACUUCUCACCACACUUUACUGCAGUCUCACAGAGAGAUCUUCCACAUGUUCGGCUAUCAAAGGCAAUAUUUACUAUGCCUACAUGAAGAUAAAAUACACAUAUCAUUACUAUACAAGCACUAAGGAUUUCCACAUGGAGCCACCAGACAGAUAUCAAAGCUGACAGAAAUGUUUUGAGUCUCAUAGCUAUGAUUACGAAAAAAACUAAAAUCUAGAAUUCAGAAUUCAGCAGAUCUGGCCUUCUGACUAUUGUCAACAAAAUGGAGUUAUUUGAAUUUUCUGCCUACAGAAAUGGGGAAAAACGAACUAGAAUUACACCAGUGUCUAAUUUUGCUGUUGAAACCUAUAAUCAGUAGCAGAAUACAAUUUGGAAGUCAUUUUUUUUUCUUAAAAACUUGAUUUGAUCAUAUUUCUUUAUGCUGUAUCCUCUUGCCUUGCCCUUGGUUAUUAUUUCUCUUCAAAUGAUCUCAUUCACUGAUGAUUUACAUUGCACUAAAUGAAACAAAAUUACUCUUUCAAUUAUAUUUCCUUGCUUUGAACAAUCUUAAUUUGAUUUCUUUAGAAUUAUUCCUUUUAGACUCAUUAUUGUGACAACUAAAGAUGACUGAAUACAUUCCAUUUAUUUUUAAUAUGGAUAAGGGUUAAUUAGGGGGACCUGGUUAUUGUUGCAGAUAAUGUAGAACUGAAAUUGCACAUUGUAUCAUGACUUUAAAUGAAAGGGGUUUACCCAGCAUGUUUUUCAUUUACAUUUAUCACCUAGCUGUUAUUCAAAACUGUAGAGUUAUGACUUGCAGCAUUUUAACUGUUAUUUUUGUAUGUUGAAUAUGUAACUUCAAAGGUUGUAGAGAAAAGGUUGAAUCAUGAAGGCUAUAGCAGGUGUAAGCAUACUUCAUGACAUUUGCAAUGAAUAUUUGAAGAAGAGAACUGAAAUAGCUUAUCUGGGCAGGACUGAUGGAUAUCACCCUCUUAACAGUUCAAUAUAGAUAUGACAUUGCAGGCCAAGCCAACUCGGGUCAAUUGGUAGAUUAGGGAAAAGGGGAAUGAAAUAGAUAAAAGGUUUGGUAUGAAACUUGUUAAUUUAAUUGCUCUCAAAAUGUCAAAAUAUGACACCAAAGUGGUAUUCUCCAGAGUACAUUUACAUGUAGUGGGUUUCCCUAUUAAUGCAUUAAUCAAAUUCUGUCUCUCCUGUCAGUGUAAUGGUUAUACCAAAGAUUAAUAGAGGUAGUAUUCUUUGGAGGAUGUUGACCAAAGCAUUAUUACAGCUGUGGCUCUGGUGGAAUAGUCUGUGUGAAAACUCUGAAGUGCCUCCAUGGUGGUAGUCGAUGUGAAUGUAUUUACUGAAAGAAUAAUCACUUUGAAUUUUGUGAAAAAAAAAAA
Lingula anatina is the source of this 2620-nucleotide messenger RNA. RefSeq lists its product as uncharacterized. NCBI's taxonomy places the organism in Eukaryota, Metazoa, Brachiopoda, Lingulata, Lingulida, Lingulidae. The record is from RefSeq and is a predicted model, not a curated record. Gene Ontology annotation, cellular component: plasma membrane; transport vesicle; trans-Golgi network. Gene Ontology annotation, molecular function: connexin binding. Gene Ontology annotation, biological process: positive regulation of Golgi to plasma membrane protein transport.